UUUUUUUUCUAAUACCGUCUUCUUCCUCCAUGAUUCGUUAUUUCCACAUAUGCUUUCUCUUUUGAUUCUUAGUACACUUGUCAAAUGUCUUUUAUUCCCUGCCUAUCGAUCAACUGAUUUUGAAGUACACAGGAACUGGUUAGCCAUUACAUAUAGUCUUCCUAUUUCCCAAUGGUAUCUUGAGGCUACUUCAGAAUGGACUUUGGAUUAUCCACCUUUUUUUGCUUGGUUCGAGAAAAUAUUAAGCUUGGUUGCAUAUCAAGUGGAUCCACUUAUGGUACACAUUAGUCAAUAUGGAUAUAAUAGCGAUGCUACCGUCAUCUAUCAACGUCUGACCGUCAUUGUUAGUGAAUUGGUCUUGUAUUGGGCCCUUUUGCGAUAUAUUAACACGUCAACACCAGUAGUAUCGAAAACAACAAAAGUAUCGUCUCUUGUCGUGAUAGCAGCAUCUAUUUUUCUUCAUCCUGGAUUAUGGAUUGUUGAUCAUUUGCAUUUUCAAUAUAAUGGGUUACUUUAUGGCAUUCUAUUACAUUCCAUUGUUGAAGCGAAAAAGAAUCGUCUUUUAUCAUCCGGUAUUCUAUUUGCCAUUUUACUCAAUUUCAAACAUAUUUAUCUCUAUUUAUCACCGGCCUAUUUUGUCUAUCUAUUACAAGCCUAUUGUUAUACAAACAACAGAUCCUUUUCAGUGACAAGAUUCUUUCGAUUAGGUGGAUCUGUUCUUGCUGUGUUUGGUUUAUCACUGUUUCCAUUUAUCAAGACAGGUCAGUUGAAUGCUAUGAUCACUCGUCUUUUUCCUUUUACACGUGGAUUAUGUCAUGCUUAUUGGGCACCGAAUGUAUGGGCAUUGUAUGCUGGAUUGGAUCGAUGUUUGAUCUUGGUGGCCAAGAAAUGUCAUUGGUCCUUUGAUGAAAGUGCAGUGACAUCAAUGACUAGAGGAUAUGUUGGGGAUACAGUGUUUGCAAUCUUACCACCUGUGAAAACGAUUCAUACCAUGAUAUUGACAGUACUAGUUCAAUUGAUGGUACUUCAAGUUCUUUGGCGAAAACCAACCUAUGAUCAUUUCAUCUCUUCAUUGACCUUGUGUGGAUUUGCUUCGUAUCUUUUUGGUUGGCAUGUGCAUGAAAAGGCCAUUAUGUUGAUCUUGAUUCCUUAUUCGUUGAUGGCGUUGAAAAGUACAUUUCAUUUACGACAAUUUGUCAUCCUUAGUAGUGCUGGUAUUAUGUCUCUAUAUCCAUUAUUAUUCCAUAUCCAAGAAACCCCACUAAAGUUAUUGAUUACAGUGAUUUGGUAUUUAUCUGUCCUUCCAGGGUUAUGCUAUUGUCUUGAUAUGCGACUAAAGCAGUUAUUGACAAAACUGGAGGGGAUUUAUGUGAUGGGUUUGAUUUUGGUACAGUGCUAUACAGGAUUAGGUCAUUCUCUUUUGUUUGGUACAAGUUAUGAAUUUUUACCAUUGAUGAUGACGAGUGUAUAUUGUGCUAUUGGUAUAGUUUAUAGUUGGAUAGUAUUGAUGUAUGAUCAUCUAGUAUCUUAAUAAAAAAACAAAAAUAUCCAUCUAUUUUUUUUUUUUUUUUUGAUCAUGGGUAAGGGUCCCUUGUUC
Molecule: messenger RNA, 1597 nt
Organism: Halteromyces radiatus
Lineage: Eukaryota; Fungi; Mucoromycota; Mucoromycetes; Mucorales; Cunninghamellaceae
Product: glycosyl transferase
Exons: 9
Coding region: 50-1531 (493 amino acids)
Biological process (GO): protein N-linked glycosylation
Cellular component (GO): endoplasmic reticulum membrane
Molecular function (GO): dolichyl pyrophosphate Glc1Man9GlcNAc2 alpha-1,3-glucosyltransferase activity
Source: RefSeq, a predicted model, not a curated record